Molecule: messenger RNA, 4700 nt
Organism: Aplysia californica (California sea hare)
Lineage: Eukaryota; Metazoa; Mollusca; Gastropoda; Aplysiida; Aplysiidae
Product: retinoblastoma-like protein 2
Exons: 27
Coding region: 46-4101 (1351 amino acids)
Biological process (GO): negative regulation of G1/S transition of mitotic cell cycle; cell differentiation; regulation of transcription by RNA polymerase II
Cellular component (GO): transcription regulator complex; nucleus; chromatin
Molecular function (GO): RNA polymerase II transcription regulatory region sequence-specific DNA binding
Source: RefSeq, a predicted model, not a curated record
UACUUAACUUAAAGGUGUCAGAGUUUUUUUGUAGGCUAGGCCUACAUGAAUACUAUUUUUCUCGAUUUAACUAAUACGUCUCAGCUGAGCCUAGGCCUAUUGCGAUCGAAGACAUGUCGCAUCUUUUCCCGCCACAAGCUGGUACCCGGAGCUCUUCAGUGUGAAGUGGCAGUAACCGGCCUCGUUUUUCAAGCAAGAUGUCCGAUUUCAUUCUGUAGGUGUGUACAUUCAACAAUAACAAUGGGGUUAUCAGAGGAAGGAGAAGAAAAUGUGUUUCAUAGAUUCGAGGAGGUAUGCCUCGACUUGAAUAUGGAUGCUUCAACUAAAGAUGAAGCAUGGCAGAAUUACCAGAAGAUGCUAGCCAACUUCUCUCUUGAGGGAGACCAAAUGCACUGGCUGGCUUGUGCGCUGUAUGAGGCAUGUCGGCGUACAAGUGUACCUACUGUUGGAAGAGGAACAGUAGAAGGAAAUUGUGUCUCACUGACCCGUCUCCUUCGAUCCUCAAAAUUCAGUUCUGUCCACAGUCUCAUUCAGUUUUUCAACAAGAUGCGCAAGUGGUCUGACAUGGCCAGUCUGCCCAAGUCAUUCAGGGACAAGAUUGACAAACUGGAAAGGAACUUUGCUGUGUCCACUGUAAUUUUCAAGAAGUUUGAGCCCAUCUUCUUAGAUAUUUUUGUGAAUCCGUCACAUGAAUUACCAAGGCAGCACCGUGGGCGGAAACAAAGAUCAGUUCACAUGAAAAACAGAAAAUGGACAAAAAAUGGAUUGCAGCUAGUUGAAGGGAGAUACCCUUGUACUUCCAAUGAGGUGUUUAACUUUGCAUGGACCAUGUUUGUUCAAGUGAAAGGUAAUUUUCCAGCCAUCAGUGAUGACUUGGUUAACUCGUACCACUUGCUGCUGUGUUGCAUUGAUUGGAUCUUCGCUAAUGCUGUUCUGGGUGCAAGGAAGGAUCUGCUUAAUCCUGACUUUGAAGGUUUGCCAGAGGAUUUCCAUGCCGCCACAUGGCGACCAGGUGCGUCUGCCCCGUGCAUCGUGCAGUUUUUGUGUGAGCGUCAUGACGGGCUUGUUGUUGAAGCCAAGACCAUCAAAGAACAUUGGUGGAAGCCGCAUGUGCGCAGGCUUUUUGAGAAGAAGGUCCUCAAAGGAAAAGUAGACAACCUGUCGGGAAUCUUAGAAAUUGGGAACUUUGAAGAGAAUGUAAAAACAAUAAGCAACUUAUAUGAGGAAUUUGUCCUGGGUGUUGGAGACUUUGAUGAGCGCAUUUUCCUCGGGGAGGAUGCUAAUGAAGAGAUUGGCACACCUGGAGGUCAGACUUCAGCAGCAGACCUUGCUCAACAGAUGCAGGUCAAGAGGUCGACACUGAAGCAGCACUUUGAUGAGACCAAGUCACUGACCCCAUCUACACCUCUGACUGGUCGGCGAUAUCUUAAAGAAAAAGAUCCCACAAGUGUGACACCUGUCUCCACGGCAACUCAAAGUGUAUCUCGUCUGCAAACAUUGCUGGCCGGCUGUAAAACUAUGCCGUCAGACACGUUAUUGGAACUGUUCAAAAGCUGCAGUCGUAACCCGAAUGAAGAGAUUGUUCAAAGAGUGAAGGAGAUGGGGGAAAUGUUUUGCAAAUUUUAUGCCAAGUCAAUUGAAAACCAAGCUGGUGCCCCUAUUGAUUUUGGCCGCAAACGACUUCAACUUGGAGAGAGCCUGUAUUUCAAGACACUGGAGGGCAUUGUACAAGGAGAGAAGAAAAGAAUCACUGGCUCAGAUGGUAGCCAGCGUAAAAUUGAUCUUUUGGGACUUCUGGAAAAUGACUUCUUCCAUCGUUCAUUGUUUGCCUGUUGUCUGGAGAUUGUGAUUUUUUCCUACAAUUCGCAAAGAACAUUUCCAUGGAUUGUGGACAUUUUUGAGCUGAGUCCAUAUCAUUUUUACAAAGUGAUUGAGAUCAUCAUCAGAGCAGAGAAGGGCCUCUCCAGAGAUGUCGUCAAGCACUUAAAUCAUAUUGAGGAAAGCAUUCUUGAGAGUUAUGCAUGGAAAAGUGACUCUCCACUUUGGGAGGCUUUAAGGGAACAGAGUGUGCCCAACUGUGAAGAGGUGAUGCCUGGCACUCACAUGGACAGCAAAGGUGCACCAACAACAGGAUCAAGUUCUGGCUUCCCAUUCCAUGCUCGACACCCAAGACUUCGCUCUCUGGUUGGAGACAUAAAGGCAGCAAUACAGAAAAGCUCAGAGCAGGUCACCUCCCCCGUGGCCCCUAUGGCAGCAGACAGAUUCAGCUCCCCGACCCCGGGCAAUGCUAAGCGCAGGCUGUUCGGCGUCGGGCCAUCGGUAACCACGCUGCCCUUCAGCUCCCAGGGCUCGACUGUCGGCACGUCAUCAAGCGUGUCACCGGUCAUCACGGUCAUCUCCUCGACCGCUCAUGUUGCCUCGACCAACACCACGCCUGCACAGAUGGUACCCCCUCAGGCUAAGUCCAUUCUGCUGAGUCAGCUCAAAGGUGGCGCCUCAGACACGCUGCUGGUUUCCAAUAAGGCGGCCUCCACACUAGCACCGACCACUGUGCUACCGCGCUCCGACUCUCCCCCGCCCACAACGACCAUUGUCAGCACCACCACAUCCGGCACUGAUUCCCCAGCUCCAGGGGCCUCAACCGUGACCAGCUCUUCGACAUCUACAGCAACUAUCGUGUCGGUUGGUGAGCCCCCUGAGGCGAUUAGCUCGGAAAACAGCAGCUCCAACAGCCCUACCCCCGUGGCUUCUGCCUCAGGCUCAACAGUUGUUUCAUCCGCUGCUGCUACCAGCAACGGCGACAGUCCCACUGCUUCCACAGGGGGGAAGGCACCCUCUGGCCAGACGCAGCAAGCCAUUGUUGCCAUGAUGGAAGAUGGCCGACAGAUUCUCAUCCCAGUUCAGAUUGCCCAACCCUCGGCUUCCAGCACCACCUCACCGGCCCCUGGCAGCCAACAGUCAACUGCUACCAAUUCUGUCUCUACCAGCACCACACCAUCCACCAGUGCAAGCCCUGGAGCUGGCUCUGCAAAGAAGCCUGCUUACUUUCAGGUCCACUAUAAGCUGGAUGCGAAGAAUGAGCAGCCCCCUGACCAUACGUACAACAAACCCAAAAAGACCGGCUCACUGGCCCUCUUCUUCCGUAAGGUUUAUCAUCUGUGCAGCGUGCGUCUGCGCGAUCUGUUUGAGAAGCUUGACCUGGAGGAUGAAGCACUUUUGAGGAAGAUCUGGACGUGCUUUGAGUUUGCUCUGAUCAGUCACCCCCCGCUGAUGUGUGACCGCCACCUGGACCAGCUUAUCAUGUGCUCCAUUUACCUCAUUGCUAAGGUGACUGAGCGUCCGCUGACAUUCCAGAACAUUAUGAAGUGCUACAGACUGCAGCCCCAGGCUCAAAGCCAUGUGUACCGUAGCGUUUUGCUUUCAAACCGCCAUCGCCAUGGUUCGGGCAGCAGUGACAGCAGCAAAAGCAAUGGUGGAGGCAGUGGCACCUCGUCACCUGUAACCAUUGAGACGAGGUCCGAGGCCAACAGCAGAGACCGGGAUAAGAAGCGGGAGCCCCCUGUGAGGUCAUCAAGUACCCUGCCUCAGCCACACCCCGGCAGCCAGCCUCCGACCCCAACUCGUUUUCUGGGCAGUGGCGCUGACUUUGACCCUGAGGAGGAACGAGGUGAUCUGAUCAACUUCUACAACCGGGUUUUCCUGAAGAAAAUCCGGUCGUUUGCUUUGCGCUUUGCGGAGAAAGUUGGAGAGACUUCUAACACCCCCAAACUGUCCCCGUUGCCGGCCGUGCGUUGCCUGCAGUCGUCCCCCCGGCGAGUGUCCAGCCACCAUUCGCUGUUUAUUUCUCCCCAUCAUGCUGGCUCGCCUGUCCCAGCUCAUGCCACAGGGGGCAUGACUUACUGCAUCAACCGCAGUCCUUCCAAGGACCUGCAAGCAAUCAAUCGCAUGAUCAAAGCCAAUACACCGGCCAGUAAGCGCGCCCUGGAGGUGGAUCGUGAUGACUCGGUGCACAGUCCGGCCAAGAGGUUGGCUCUGCCCUACACGCUCUUACGCAGACUGCAUGGGCUGCAGGCAGUCAUUGACAACACUAACGCUCCCUGAGCUGUCUGCGUAUUCAGAACAAUGUGACUGCUUCAAAACAAGACUGCUAAAAAUUCUGUGACAUAAAUUCACUUAUAGUUUCUGUCUAUUGCAAAUCUUUGUGUUUUCUGCCCCUGUCUACCUCCUUUGCUCUUCAAAAGUCUGUUUUUCUCUCUAUUUCUUUUCUUUUCUUGUAUCGCUCACUUUCCCAUUCACUUUUUUCUGCGUGAAAAUGGGCACACAAAGUGUGAUGUUAUUUGUACUGUACAAUAUCCAAUUUUAUCGUUUAUCAAAUCGAAAUAUAACAUGGGAAUGAAAUGUUAGUAACCUGUGAAUAGUGAACUGUAUAUAUCACAUGCCUUACCUCCCUCCCCCUUUCCCUAUUUUUUUUCUGUACAUUGUAAAAAGAAACAACUUAAAAUGGCAAUGGUAUGCUUAAUGAUGCCUAUGGUAAGGCGAGAGUAGACUGUGUGUCUUGAAUUGUUGAUCCAUAUAAUGAUCAUUGGAGAUAAGUAGGGAGCUGCCUCCUGUUUGCUCUAUUUCAGGGGUGUGCAACAUGUUUCAUUGGUGAGCCACUUUUGAACGCUGGAGCAAUAUGGGCCUGUCAUGGUCAAAGUAUG